This is a messenger RNA of Salvia splendens (bonfire salvia), 1425 nucleotides long. RefSeq lists its product as uncharacterized. The record is from RefSeq and is a predicted model, not a curated record. NCBI's taxonomy places the organism in Eukaryota, Viridiplantae, Streptophyta, Magnoliopsida, Lamiales, Lamiaceae. The transcript has 10 exons. The coding region runs from base 1 to 1425 and encodes 474 amino acids.
AUGACAUUAUAUGAUUUGAUCUAUCCACACAUACCUACUUACCUUAUACAGCUCAAGCUUCAUCUUUUUGUUCUUCCCAUGAGUAGCAAGGUUGAUACCAUGGAACCAUUCCACACCUUGCUCGAUGAUCUACAACUAACGAAAACUAAUUCGAUCAUCAAAGUCCGUUGUAUCCAUGUCUAUGAAGUUGCCGCUCCUAGAGACAAAACCAAUAUCGUGAGUCUAGAAUGUGUGCUUCACGAUCGAAUGGGCACAAGGAUUCAAGCAACUAUUCCACGAAUUCUACAUGCAAAGUUUGGUGCACUAAUUAGGGAAGGGGAUAUCAUUGGUGUGGUUGUCGACACUGGAAAAAUUGUUACACAUUCUACAUAUAGACUCAUCGAAACCCGGCUAUCAGAUUCCGACCAUAACAUGCUUUUUUGCACAUUGUGGGGAGAUGUUGUUGAUUCCUAUCUUCAACAACUAGAAGGAAUUAAAGGAGAAAUACCCAUUAUUAUUGUCCAAUUUUGCAAGCCAACUUUGUUUCGCGGCACGAUUCGUGUGAGAACCCACUUUAAUAUAUCUAGUGUUUACAUCAACCAAGAUAUUGAUGAGAUUUCCAAGUUCAAAGAGAGGAUUUCUGGUGACGUCGCUUUCUUGUCCCAAGAAUCAAUUUAUCGUUUUACUGAUACAAGGGUGUCUAAUGAAUUUGAUGGCUUGGUCGUAAAAACUCUUGCAGAUGUACAAGAAGAUGUGGAUGGUUCUUACUGGAUUUGUGGUAGAAUUGAAGAUGUUGAAUGUCACUAUGGCCAAUGGUCAUACAUGGCAUGCAAACAAUGUGUCAAAAAGGUUGUGAAGGUUAAGAAUGGGUUCAACUGUGAGGAAUGUGAUAAUUCUGAUGGGAUUGCCAUUCCGAGGUUCCGGUUCAUCGUGAACGUUGUUGAUGGUAGUAGCAAUGCAUCAUUGCUAUUAUGGGAUCGAGAAUGUGUCCAACUAUUAGGGAAAAAAGUUGAUGAAAUUCAACUUGGCCAUGAGGAGCUUGGAGCUGAUAAAUAUAUUCCUCCUAAGAUUGAAGAAAAACUUUUGGGGCAAACUUUACUAUUUAGAAUCCAUGUGAAAACCAGUAAUGAGUAUUGGAUUGAUAAACCAUACACUGUGAAUAAAAUUUGUAAUGACCCUCAAAUCGUCGAUAAGUACAUUCCUCCAACUUUGGACUCAAGGGGUUCAAAUUCAGGAUUGGAAAUUUCUCCCACUUUGGAAGGGCUUUCUCCGUUUGUUGGAACGGACGUUGUUCUGCAUGGCUCUACCUCUGGUGCCAACGACACUCAUACUAAAUUGAUUGCUAAAGAUUCAUUGAAAAUAAGUUUGGAUGUUGAAAUUUUAGGACAAACGAUUGUUGUUGGUGGAGAGCAGAAGAAAUUAAUGAUCAAGCUGGAGAAUAAUUAG